This is a messenger RNA of Lingula anatina, 1552 nucleotides long. RefSeq names its product adrenodoxin-like protein 1, mitochondrial. Gene Ontology annotation, molecular function: 2 iron, 2 sulfur cluster binding; electron transfer activity. Lineage: Eukaryota; Metazoa; Brachiopoda; Lingulata; Lingulida; Lingulidae. The record is from RefSeq and is a predicted model, not a curated record. Gene Ontology annotation, biological process: P450-containing electron transport chain. Gene Ontology annotation, cellular component: mitochondrion.
AUGUAUCAUAUAAUAAAACUAUUCACUCACUUGCAGGUAUGUUACUCCCAUUUCCUCGUUGGUUAAGUUCCUAAAGGCAGAAAUAAGUUUCCGUGCCUCCCAUUGCAGGUUAAUUCCUUCCAUUAGCAUCUUCUUAGGAUCAACUUGCUCUCCUGAAUUUGCAUACGUCCACUCGUCCUCAUUAGAAUAUGAAGGAGUUUUAAUACUUGUGUAUCCUUCAUUUCGUAACUUGAGGGCGUCAGACUCCGUAGCACCGGGAGAAAAUUCUUUAUCUUGUGUAGAACAAGUCCUUUCAGAUAGCAAAGCCAAAAGAAAUAUGCAAACAUUGCACCAAACAACUAAACCUGCAGCGGCCAUCUUGGAUUUUGAUCUCAAGUUGACUUGAUAAUAACUUAAUAUUCCUCAUACCAACCUGGCCAUCUGGACUUAGAACUUCAUAAACAAAAUUUCUGAUGGUCACCUGUAUUCUUAACUUUUGUGGUGUCCCUUUCUUAUCUUUGGAUGAUGGGAAAACAUCCUCCACAAUGUGGCGUACAUUGUUGGACACCAAAUCCUCAACGAUAGAGCUAGCACUUUAUUCCAAGUUAGUUUCAGAUACGAAACUAAAGUCUUGAAUAAGGCAUUUGUAAACAAAAAUGGCUGCGCCCAUGAUAAGGUUCUCAGCUGAAGGACUUUCUUGUAAAAUGUGCGCAUUGAGGUCGUUUUGUUCUGCCUUUACAUCUAAAAAAUAUCGGAAUACGUCACAGAAGCAGACUCUUAGGAAACAGAGGGUUGACGUCGUUAGCCCAUCACGUUUCUUUCGAACUGCAUCAGGUCCCCUGCUACAUGGAGAGUAUGAAUGGGAGGACCCAAAGUCUGAAGAUGAAGUGGUCAAUAUUGUGGUGAUAGACAAGAAAGGAAAUAGGAAUCCCAUCAGAGGCAAAAUUGGUGAUAAUUGUCUAUACCUUGCUAAAAGAUACAACAUGGAAAUUGAAGGUGCUUGUGAAGCUUCCCUAGCCUGCAGCACAUGCCAUGUUUAUGUGCAUGAUGAUUAUUUAGAUAUUUUACCAGAACCAGAUGAAAAGGAGGAUGACAUGCUGGACAUGGCACCUUUUUUAAAAGAAAAUUCAAGAUUAGGUUGCCAAAUUAUAUUAACUAAAGAAAUGGAAGGAAUGGAAUUGACUCUUCCAUCAGCAACUAGAAACUUCUAUGUAGAUGGUCAUGUUCCUCAACCUCACUAGCAAUUCCAGAAAAUAGCAUCAAAAAUCUGUGUGACACUAAGAGUGUUUCAGUUGGAUGAAAUUGUCAAAAAGCAUUAUUUUUUGUUUAAUGGCAUUUAAAAAUUCUGUCAUCACUGCUUGAGUGGGUAAAUAAUGCCAAUCAAUAGGUCUUUCUGUUAUCAAGGCUCAGGUAUCAUUGGUUACUUAUGUUGCUUCAGUUACUUUACAAACAAUUAUAGUUUUAAUGUAUAAGUAAGGUGUGCAUAAAAAUGUAUUAUACAAGCAUUAAAAUUAGUAAUUGUGAUAGUUUGUUGAUCUUAGAAAUAUUAUACUCUAGACAUCAGUUUAGUAAA